This is a messenger RNA of Nicrophorus vespilloides, 1175 nucleotides long. RefSeq names its product abscission/NoCut checkpoint regulator. The transcript has 4 exons. Gene Ontology annotation, biological process: abscission; mitotic cytokinesis checkpoint signaling. Gene Ontology annotation, molecular function: phosphatidylinositol-3-phosphate binding; metal ion binding. The record is from RefSeq and is a predicted model, not a curated record. The coding region runs from base 96 to 1079 and encodes 327 amino acids. Gene Ontology annotation, cellular component: cleavage furrow; centrosome; midbody. NCBI's taxonomy places the organism in Eukaryota, Metazoa, Arthropoda, Insecta, Coleoptera, Silphidae.
UGGAGUCGUGAAUGAAUGUGGCGGGGAGACGCGCGUUUUCCGGGGUAGAAAGAUAAACAAGGAAAGUCGGGCUGUGAAGGGCGCGAAUUGGAAGGAUGUCCUGCAAUCAAUGUACGACGAAAUUCAAUUUCUUCCAUAAAGAGGGAGGAUGCUCGUCUUGCGGCUUGUCCUUCUGCAGUAAAUGCUUGAAGCAGAAGUGCAGGGUGCCGGGAAAAGGUCUCGCAGAGCACAGCGUCUGUAAGGCCUGUUUCCUGAAGCUGUCUGCAGGAUCCUCCUGUGCUGCUGCCGCUGUUUCUAUCGCGCCCCCUGAUGCGUAUCUCAAGAGACUGGAGGCUCUUGAGAAUCCAAUGUCGCCCCCAAUUACAAUGUACAGCAGGAAUAACAAUGCAUUAACCAGUUUGAGAGCAGGAUUAUCAGCCACUGAUCUGGAGCUGCUUGAUCGCUUGGAGAAGUUGAAGGAUGAUGGGAAAGGUCUACCGCCCACUGAUUCUGAACUCAGACAGAGACUGGCCACCCUGAGAGGGGAAAACAACUAUGUAGAGGGACCCAGCAAGCAACAAGUAUUCGCGAAAGACUUGAGGAGUGACCAAGAGAAAGCGGAUUCUCUGCUGGAGCAGUUCCUCACUGAAAGGGAUAUAGAGUUGGCGCAAAAUCCGCAACUGGAGAUUGAGGCGAGAUUGGCUAGUCUACGAGAGAAGGGAGUGCGGCCGAACGAGAGUAGUUUCAUUAAGAAUUUGCACGAUUCGGGCGGCUCCUCCGAGGAUGAAGUGGAUAAGAUAACCAAGAAGAUCAUGGACGAGGUGGCAUUGGAGGUCAGAUGUCCGGUGGAGUCGAGUAGCAGUAGCAGCAGGAUGGUGGUGCCACCGCCGCCAGCUCCACCUUCAGCUGUUCUCGAGAACGACGUAGAUGAGCUGCAGGUGGAGGAAUUGCCGUGGUGCGUCCUCUGCAAUGACGAUGCAGUCGUCAGGUGCUUGGAUUGCGGAGGCGAUCUUUACUGUAAGGAAUGCAACAAGGAAGCGCACCGGAAUUGGGGCGACACCCAUCACAAGGUCAUCCCGUACUACAAGAAGAAACAGUAAUAAUCACUUGAAAUCUAUCGCAAAGGCAAUAUUAAACAAUUUUAUUAAUAUAAUUAUUAUUAUACAUAUAUAUCUAUAUUUAAAAAGAGAUUAUUA